CGGGAAAUUUUUCUAUCCCGCAAUUCGCAGCCCUACAAUUCUUCUAAAAUCUUCUAUAUGCAAUAAUCUGGGCUUGUAAGUCGCAAUUGAAUUUUGGGUAGAACACGUGGGUGCUUUUUCGAGCCGUUAGUCGUUCUUAAAUCUGCCAAGCCCCGGUGGGCCAUGGCUUCAGUCGAAGGCAGCGGGCCGAAUGAGGCCGAUCACUCUCACAACGUGAACUAUCCUACCUCAAACGAAGGCUCCAGCCCUGCCGCCGACACCAAGGAUACGGAAUCACAUCCACAUCGGGACAGGCCUGGCCCGCCAUCUCUCAGUCUCUCCGCCUCAGCUAAUGCAUCGGCCCCGAACCGAAAAGGUCGACAAUCACAGGCCGGUAUAGCUGACAGCAAUAUCGAGAGAGCAAGCAUUUCUAUGCCCCCUCCGGCGACAAAACCAAUCGCAAACAAACGAUCAUCAUUCAGCAAAUCCUUUUUCAAAGGUUUCGAAAACGAAGCACAUACACCAAAUAUGGACACUCACACUGGCCGCGCCCAGUCACUCAGCAGCAGCUGGGCUGAUGGAUCGGAGGCAUCCUUUGGCUUAGACCGUACUCAUGGAACAGGAUCUUCCUCCAGUGUUACUGUCUCCGACUUGGGGGGCCCACAGACAGGGAGAUCUGCGCAAACAAGUACCGAUCUUGAAUCAAAACGCAUGUCGGUUUCCUCACUAUAUUCUCUAAACUCGGCGAUGCAAGCUUCAGCCCCAAGUGGUGAUAGCUCCAAUGCUGGCUCUGUUCACGAUGGUCAAAGCGAGGGCCAUUUGAAUCAUCCAACGACAGCCGUAGAUCCGGUCUCGGUUACGACAUCCUCUGCCCAACAUGCAAGCCCUGGACCUUACAGUCCGCAUCAGUUAACUCCCAUUGAACACUCUCUUUUCUCCCAGCAAGGUCAUUCGACUGCGGCUACACCUUCCGGGCGACCACAGCCCCCGCCCGGCCGUUCAAGAAGCCGUCAACCCCGAAGGCUCAGUCAUGGUACUGCGGCAAGCAGUCCUAGCAGCGAUAGAGGACUGCGCGCUCUUAAGGAAAGCAAGGAGCAAGAGGAUCAAAAGGCUCCUCAGGGAAUAAUCGGUAUCUGCGCUCUCGAUGUAAAGGCUCGAAGCAAGCCGAGUAGGAAUAUCUUAAACCGGCUCAUCGCGAAGAAAGAAUUUGAGGUUGUUGUCUUUGGUGAUAAGGUCAUCCUCGAUGAAGAUGUGGAAAAUUGGCCUAUCUGCGACUUCCUUAUCUCUUUCUUCUCUGACGGAUUUCCGUUGGACAAGGCGCUCGCCUAUGCGGAACUCCGUAAGCCCUUUUGCGUUAAUGACCUUCCCAUGCAAAAGGUCCUCUGGGAUCGCCGCAUCUGUCUCCGUAUUCUCGAUCAGAUCAAUGUCCCUACACCAAAGAGAGUCGAGGUUAAUCGCGACGGCGGCCCGAUAUUGUCAUCGCCCCAACUUGCCAAGCACGUGCUCGAGAUAACUGGCGUCAAACUUGAGGGACCCGAAGAUGGUACGGGAGGCGGCACUCCAGCUCCCGAAAACGUUGAGCUUUUGGAUGAUGGUGAUACGCUGAGUGUGAAUGGCACUCUACUGACGAAACCUUUCGUGGAGAAGCCAGUGAGCGGUGAAGAUCACAACAUUCACAUCUACUUUCCCAAGAGCUCGGGUGGUGGUGGAAGAAGACUCUUCCGCAAAGUUGGCAACAAGAGCUCUGAGUUUGAUGAGAAUCUGUCGAUUCCAAGGGCAAUCACGGAGCAAGGGGGAAGCUAUAUUUACGAGCAGUUCUUACGCGUUGAUAAUGCCGAAGACGUCAAAGCUUACACGGUAGGACCGGACUUCUGCCAUGCUGAAACACGAAAGUCCCCUGUCGUGGAUGGCUUGGUCCGGCGAAAUACUCAUGGAAAAGAAAUCAGAUACAUCACGGCUCUCUCCAAGGAGGAGGCUGCGAUGGCUGCUAGAAUCUCAGUCGCCUUUGGCCAGCGGAUCUGCGGUUUCGAUCUCUUACGUGUCGGUACUAAAAGCUACGUCAUUGACGUCAACGGAUGGAGCUUUGUCAAAGAUAAUAAUGAGUACUAUGACAAGUGCGCGAGCAUUCUGAGACAAAUGUUCCUGGCCGAGAAGGCAAGGCUAGAAGGAAGGACCGAUUCAGCUGCUCCUGCAGAAAAAGUUUUAGAUAAUUCUAGCGGGCAGCCCGCGAAGAAGCAGCAGCCUCAUUCUCAUCGAUCCGCACUCAAAACAAUUUUCAGGUCGCCAAGCAUGUCUAGGAUUGGGGUCCAUGCCCACCAUCAUCACGGGCAUGGAAGUCACCAUAGUGGACAUCACGGGACACAUCAGAACACACGCGCGCAGGGAAACGCCUCUCCUGAUAAUCCUGCGAUGACCGUGCCAAUUACCUCUCCACCGACUUUGGAUAGGAACUAUCAUAUGGAUACAUCUCCAUCGUCGUCAGUUCCGACCACAAUGACCGACCCUCUACCCCCUCCCGUUGUUCCGCCCUCCACUGGCAGUCCUGCUCGGCCAGCGUCCACGGCGGAGCAAAAAUCGCCUGUUCCGCCUCCCGCGCCCAAGCAUUCUUGGAAGCUUAAGGGUAUGGUUACAGUUAUCCGACAUGCCGACAGAACGCCGAAACAGAAGUUCAAAUUUACCUUCCAUACCAAGCCUUUUGUUGACCUUCUCAAGGGUCAUACAGAGGAAGUAUUGCUCGUUGGCGAGGCCGCUUUGGGUAGCGUUUUGAAUGCAGUACAGGUGGCUCUGAAAGAAGGAGUCGAAGACCCUGAUAAGCUGAAACUGCUUCGAACGUCACUCAUUCGCAAGGGUAGUUGGACUGGUACAAAAGUCCAGAUUAAACCCAUGUUUCGGAAGAGAAAGCAGGAAACCACGUCUCAGGAUGGGCAUUCCGACGCUUCGCCGAAGGAGAAAUUGAAGCAGAGCGCUGCCGAACGCACCCCCGAUGCGAAACAUUCUGACCAGCCGCCCAAUGGACCGGUACGGAUGCAGUCGAGAAGCGACUCAGUCUCCGAUGUCACCUUAUCUCGCAUAUCUGCUGCGGAAAAUAAUCUGGUUUUGGACAAGCUUCAGCUAAUCAUCAAGUGGGGUGGCGAACCUACACACUCGGCUCGCUAUCAAGCGCAGGAUUUGGGAGAAAAUAUGCGUAAUGAUCUCUUGUUAAUGAAUAGAGAAGCUCUUGAUGAUGUCUCUGUCUUCACCAGCUCUGAGCGCCGAGUCCGUGCAAGUGCUCACAUCUGGGCGACUGCAUUUCUUGAUGAGAAAGAUCUGCCCGAAGAUUACAUUUCCGUUAGAAAAGACCUUUUGGACGAUUCAAACGCUGCCAAGGAUGAGAUGGAUAAAGUCAAGAAGAAGCUUAAGACUCUCCUGCGUGAGGGCAACCAGGCACCACCCCAAUUUGCCUGGCCCAAGGAGAAUAUGCCUGAGCCUUCUAUUGUCUUAUCUAAAGUUGUCGAUCUCAUGAAGUUUCAUCGUAGAGUUAUGCGCUACAACUUUACUCACAUGUCUGGCAGUGCUGCUUCAUCACUAGCUGCCCAGGAAAAUGGACACGAGCAACCUGAUCACAGCCCAACUUCUCCAGGAGCCUUGGCUCAGGCUCAGGCUGUGUCCCAGAUUCAGGCUCGGUGGUGCUGCGGUGAGGAUGCGGAAUUGUUCAAGGAACGAUGGGAAAAGCUCUUCGCCGAGUUCUGCGAUUCUGAGAAGGUUGACCCCAGCAAGAUAUCUGAAUUGUACGAUACAAUGAAGUUUGAUGCACUUCAUAACCGCCAGUUCUUGGAGUGGGUCUUUACUCCUAGCGACGGAGUUCUCGAAGACGAUGCAAUCUCCAAUGCAAGCGCGAUCAUAACCGACGAGAAAACGGAUGAUGCUAAGCUUGGACCUGACGCCGCUGCGAGGAUCGACCCCAACUCUAGCACCGCCACCAUCACCACGAACACGACAAACACGACAAACACGACCGCUACGAACAGUGACAAUGCUCCUGAAAAGGGUAAUCUCGCGCACCGUAUCGGCCUCCGGCGCAGAUCCGUGCUGCAGCCUAGCUCACCUCGAGCCACACUGGCAACAUCUGAGGAGGCAAAGGAGUCCUAUUUCAAUCUCUACACCGGUGGAAACCAGCAGAAGAAAGCCAAGCUCGAUGCUCGUUUGACUAGGCUUCGCGAACUCUACAAGCUUGCCAAGGUCCUUUUUGACUUUGUCGGACCCCAGGAAUACGGCAUCUCUGAUAGCGAGAAGCUUGAGAUUGGCCUCCUCACAUCCCUGCCACUUCUUCAAGAAAUUGUUACCGAUCUUGAAGAAGUACAAGCUUCUGAAGGCGCCAAAUCAUUCGUCUACUUCACUAAAGAAUCCCAUAUAUACACGCUACUCAACUGUAUCCUCGAAGGCGGUAUCCAGACGAAGAUUGCGCGCAACGCCAUUCCUGAACUUGACUAUCUCUCUCAGAUCUGUUUUGAGCUAUACGAAUCCGAGAAUAGGAACCCGUCAAGCGAAAACAGCGAUGCCAGCAACGGAAACACACCCUCUGAACCCACCUUUAGCUAUAGUAUUCGCAUCACCAUCUCUCCCGGCUGUCACACUUAUGAUCCAAUGGACGUGCAGCUGGAUUCGAAGCACUGCAUCAAGGCUGCUCCACGUCGCAGUCUCACUCCUCAUAUCGACUGGAAGAAGGUCAUUGAGACUCUUCGCGCUAAAUUCCAUACUGUCAAGUUACCGAAGAGCUUCAUCGCGGUCAAUCUGUCAGAAAAGGUCCCUCAUGCGUUUAGCCCGGAGCCUCGAUCCCCAUCUACUUCGGGACCGCCUAACGAAGCGGCAAAGGAAAUGGAUGACGAAACAGAGAAGGACCCUUCCACAGGCGAGGAGACUGUCCCUGCCCGGCUCGCUUCCCGCGUCGAUGAGGACGAUGCUGGGGUAGCAGCGGCAAAGGCUGCGGAGAAAGAAAAGCAGAGAGAAAACGAAACUGUCGGCGAUCAAAACUCCGCUGACGAUACACCUACUGCGACCUGAUUGCUCCCGGCUGGCAGCUUUGUCAAACCGCUUCGGCAAUUUGCCGCAAUUGAUCCUCCGACAGACGCGUCACUCUUUGCAGUUGACCACUGCGGUCAAAUCGCCUCGAAUUGGCCUUCACUUGGUGAUCUUCAUCUGUAAAUUUCAUUUUCCCACCAUUUGAACAGCUUGGGCCUUCCCG
Molecule: messenger RNA, 5200 nt
Organism: Xylona heveae TC161
Lineage: Eukaryota; Fungi; Ascomycota; Xylonomycetes; Xylonales; Xylonaceae
Exons: 4
Coding region: 163-5019 (1618 amino acids)
Biological process (GO): inositol phosphate biosynthetic process; inositol metabolic process
Cellular component (GO): cytosol
Molecular function (GO): diphosphoinositol pentakisphosphate kinase activity; inositol hexakisphosphate kinase activity; 5-diphosphoinositol pentakisphosphate 1-kinase activity
Source: RefSeq, a predicted model, not a curated record